UGAAAUUCAGUUGGUUGUCGCCGUUUGAAAGAGUCACGCGCUGGGUCUGCAUCUCCGCCCACCUCCUGACCAAAGGCCAUCGCGUUACCUGCUGGAAUCUCUCUCUCUCUCUGUCUCUCUCCCCUACUCGCUCUGUCUCUGUCAAGGUCUCUCUUUUGACCUUGGUCCGGAAGUCGUCAAGCUGAGCGCCCCCGCCGGAAAACCGCCCCUGCCGCCGCGUCGCGAGCAGCAGCCCGAGGCUGGCAUGAGCCUUAAUAGCUUCGGGCCCGGGUCGGGGUCGGGGCGAAAGCGGGACGGACGUGUGUCCAGUGUCGCGCUUAGUCGUCACAAGCUGAAGAUGUCCUUGAAGCGGGGUGGCCCCCCGCCGGCGGCGUCGAGUGGAACGGCGGUGAUGACCACAUCGCUGGAUUCUGUGCAGCAGAAAAUCCCCACGGUUGUGUCGAGCGGCUAUGACAGCGAGAAGCCCCAAGGCGGCAGGAACAACGCGAGCAUAGGCCAACCCAAGUUCAUCCGUUCGGACAUGGCUGACGUACCCGUCCAGCAGGCGGCUGGCUCCACCCUGCCACUGGUGAUCACGCGCAAGAAAGGCGGCGGCGACUCCGAUGAUGGCAACUACAAUCCCUUCGAGCACCGCAAGGUGGAGCAUCCCACAUCGGAUCUGGAGACAUUUGUGCAUCUGCUGAAGGGCUCCCUGGGCUCGGGCAUCCUGGCCAUGCCCAUGGCCUUCUCUCAUGCGGGUCUGUGGUUCGGUUUAGUGGCCACUUUCGCCGUGGGCACCCUCUGCACCUAUUGCGUGCACGUCCUGGUGAAGUGCGCCCAUAUCCUGUGCCGUCGACGCAAGAUUCCGAUGAUGGGAUUCGCAGACGUGGCCGAACAGGCCUUCUUGGAUGGUCCUCCUGCGCUGAACCGCUGGUCCCGCUUCAUACGCUUCAUGGUGAACAGUUUUCUGGUGCUAGAUCUGCUUGGCUGCUGUUGCAUCUACCUGGUGUUCGUGGCAACCAACGUGGAGCAGGUGGUGAGCGUCUAUCUGGAGACCGUGCUGAGUGUACGCGUCUGGAUUAUGAUUGUGACCGUGCCGCUGAUCUUCAUGUGCCUGGUGCGGAACCUCAAGUUCCUUACGCCCUUCUCCAUGAUCGCCAACAUCCUGAUGUUCGUGGGCAUUGUUAUCACCUUCAUCUAUAUGUUCACCGACCUCCCGGCUCCCGCUGAGCGCCCCGGCCUGGUAGCCGUCUCGGAGUGGCCCCUCUUCUUCGGCACCGUGAUCUUCGCCCUGGAGGGCAUCGGCGUAGUGAUGUCCCUGGAGAACGACAUGAGGAACCCCACUCACUUCAUCGGCUGCCCCUCCGUGCUGAACUUUGGCAUGGGUCUGGUCAUUGCCCUGUACACCCUUGUGGGCUUCUUCGGCUUUCUUAAGUACGGUCCCGACACACAGGCUAGCAUUACGCUUAACCUGCCCCUGGAAGACAAAUUGGCUCAGUCCGUGAAACUGAUGAUUGCCAUUGCCAUCUUCUUUACCUUCACGCUGCAGUUCUACGUGCCCAUCUCGAUCCUCUGGAAAGGGCUGGAGCACAAGAUCAGACCAGAACGCCAGAACAUCAGCGAGUACGGACUGCGUGUGGCGUUGGUGGUGCUGUGCGGAGGCAUUGCCGUGGCGUUGCCCAACUUGGGGCCCUUCAUCUCGCUUAUUGGAGCCGUGUGCCUCAGUACGCUGGGCAUGAUCGUGCCGGCGACAAUCGAGCUGGCCGUGUACCACGAGGACCCCGGCUAUGGACGCUUCAACUGGCGGUUGUGGAAGAACUCGGGCCUGAUACUGUUCGGAGUGGUAGGCUUUGUGGCCGGCACAUACGUGAGCAUCAUCGAAUUCCAUGCCGAGUUCAGUGGCGGCCAUUAAGCCUCCGCCUCGUGGGGCCGCGCAGCUUAUUGCUAAUUUAAUUUAAAUUAGUCUUAAAUGAAACUCGUCUAAGCACAGGGAUGUCUAAGUUAAGUUUUUAACUAAUUUUAGGGCUAACCAAAGUUUUCUAGGACUCUAAACUUCCUGUCUCCCCAUGUGGUUAUCCUGCUUCCCCUUUUCGUCCUGCUCCUCUUUCUCUUCCCCUCACUCCUUUCAACUAUCCCCCCAUGCCCCAUUAGCCCCAGCUGCAAACCGAAAGGAAACUCUUACAAACAACAAAAGUAUUUCGAUUUAGUCGAUGCCAUGUUCACCACGCGGACGUGGCAUUAAGCUUACUUAGGAAUUCUUCUAGAAGUGAUUUUGUAUCGUAGUGAUUUUGAAAACAACUUAGUCGUAAUUUAGUUCCUACUAUCGUUGUUCGAACUAGGCCAAGACACAUGGACGGACGCAGCCAAAAUUUGUUGCUUCUGCUCGUCUAUUUUUUUUGUUUUUUUUUUUUUCAUAUACUGUACAUUAUAUACGCCCUAUUUCAAUAAUCAUGACAUAUUAUCCAAUACACAAAGACCCGUUGCCCCUCACUGGCUCAAUAAACACCAGGGGCAACAGAAAAUCGCAUUAAAAAAAAAAUAAAAUCUUUGAAAACCA
This is a messenger RNA of Drosophila pseudoobscura, 2536 nucleotides long. RefSeq names its product proton-coupled amino acid transporter-like protein CG1139. Gene Ontology annotation, molecular function: L-amino acid transmembrane transporter activity. The record is from RefSeq and is a predicted model, not a curated record. The coding region runs from base 245 to 1891 and encodes 548 amino acids. Gene Ontology annotation, biological process: amino acid transmembrane transport. The transcript is spliced from 6 exons. NCBI's taxonomy places the organism in Eukaryota, Metazoa, Arthropoda, Insecta, Diptera, Drosophilidae.